Molecule: messenger RNA, 1878 nt
Organism: Dunckerocampus dactyliophorus (ringed pipefish)
Lineage: Eukaryota; Metazoa; Chordata; Actinopteri; Syngnathiformes; Syngnathidae
Gene: c1qtnf13
Product: C1q and TNF related 13
Exons: 2
Coding region: 105-1130 (341 amino acids)
Molecular function (GO): protein binding
Source: RefSeq, a predicted model, not a curated record
CACCUCUUUGCGCUUCAAGCCUGUUAUGUCAACGUUACUGGGACACAAGCAGUGGUCAAACUCACUGGAACUUCAUGUAAAGAACAUAGACGAAGAGGAAGAGGAUGUUUGGAAUUGACACGCUGGCAGCACCCUGUCACCUGGCAGCUUUCUUGCUCAUGAUCACCUGCUGUGGACCAGUCUCACCCCUGCACGCUCCUCCAGCGACAACAGGCUCAGUUUUCUCGGCGACACGCACCAGCAGCAUCGUGGGCGGCAAGCAGAGCGUCGUGACUUUCAACAAGCUCACUGUCAACAUUGGCAGAGAUUUCAAUCCAGACACCGGUUACUUUCGCUGCCGCAUCCCGGGAGCGUACUAUUUCGCCUUCUCGAUGGGAAAAUUCCCCAAUAAAAUUCUGUCUGUCAUUCUGGUGAAAAACGGGCGGGAGGUACAGGCUAUGGCAUAUGAUGACUACCGCAAGAAAGGCAGAAAAGUUCAAAGUCAGAGUGUCAUGAUCACGUUGGCGCACAUGGACACAGUGUGGUUGUUGUUGCAGCCGAGUUCUCAGUACGCUUUGUACAGCAAUGCCGGCCCUUACAUCACAUUCUCCGGUUACCUUGUCUAUCCUGAUUCAAGCAGCUACACCAGCAACCACCUGAAUCCUCACCCAAACUGCCCACCUCAGUCUGCAUCCUGGACAGAGCAGCCACAAUCUGCCUUCUCGGUGGCACGGACAUCCACCGUCAUAGGUCAGAGUAGCAAGCAGCGGAAGCACAAGUCACCUUUGACCUUUGAUGUUGAAUAUGUCAACAUUGGGGGACAUUUUAACACAUCCUCAGGCAUGUUCACUUGCCGCUUCCCGGGGGCUUACUAUUUUGCUUUUACAGUGGGGAAACACCCUCGUAAGGCUGUUUCUGUGAAGCUGAUGACUGGGACGGGUCAAGUGCAGGCCAUGGUGUUUGACGAGGACACGUCCAAGAGACGGGAGAUGCAGAGCCAGAGCUUGCUGCUGUCCCUUCGCCAGGGUGACACUGUGUGGCUGUACAGUCAGCAGGACGAGCGCUAUGCAGUGUAUAGCAACCAAGGGAGGUACACCACCUUCUCUGGCUUCUUGGUGUAUCCUGCAGCCUCUCACUCCGAACACAAAUAAGGACUUAUCCGUAAGACAAAUGUGGCAGACACUCAUUUGUGACUUUUCAUCAUAGAAAAGUACUUUUUUUUUGUUAGCAAGGGCUUUCUUUGCACAAGCCAAAGAUCAUUUUAUGUGUAAUGUGCGUUGUCGUGUAUCUCCACAAGGUGGUGAUCUGACACAAUGAAUGCAGAAAAUUGAAUGUGCGCUUUUUGAGUACACACUGUAACGCAUUUAUAUAUUGCAUUUAGAGCAGGGAAGCCCAAUGGGUACCAGAUUUUGAAUAGCUCCCCAAUUGAUCAAAGAAUGUGCAUGUGCAUAAACUCUCCUGGCGUAUAACUAGUAAGCCUCUUUUUAAGAGAAAGACACAAAAAAAGGAAUUUUGAGGCCAGUUGCCAAUUGUACAGUUGCAGCACAUUGUAGAAAUAACAUUAGACAAAACAGAGUACAAAAGGCACAGUGUAAAAUGAAAACACUGAAAUGUUGAUACUAAUAAGUAGUCAUAAUUAAAAGUUGACAUGCACUCAAAACUUGCUUAUUUUUUGCAGUGUUCACAAAAAGAUGUAAAUAGGUAAGUGUACAGUGUUAAAUAAUACCAUGCAUUCACCCAAACAUAUGUCAGUUAUAACAAUCGUGACAACUCACGACUUUUAGAUAUCAAUACAAAUAAGGAAGUUGCACAUUUCUAUGUGGCACAAACAUCUGUGUAAGAAGAGUAAGUCAAGUGAAAAGUAUGAAACUCUGGACUAAUACAAUCAGUGAAAUUAUA